AUGCCAUACAUCUACGAGCUAGAGCUGAUUGUCGAACAGCUGGAAAUAUUUUCGACCAAGGAAGACACCGAAUCGCUCGAUGGGAAUCGGCCACAGCUGUGCGUCCGGUUGCAGCUGCCCGGCGGAGUCCAAUGUGAGGUUUGUGAGAAAGAUUUCGGCUCAGCACUGGCCGUUGAUGGUCACCGGACCGGUGCGAACUGUCUGUUCGUCUACGAGCCAUCGGCUGAGAUUGCGGACGGUUCCUCACGGUUCCUUGUCACGGUACACCAACGGUGUCCCGAGGGAGGCAGCAAAAAGCUCGGAUCGUGUGAAGGUCCUGCUGUAGAGAUGCUCCAGGACUUGGCCACGGCUAACCAGGCAAAUCAACCAGCACAAGUGGCCUCACAGGAGUCAAUCCGAUCCGGAGAACGAACCGGAAACAACCGACCCGUCUCGUACACUAUUAAGGAGCUAUAUCCACUGCGCGCAACAGAAGAAGGCAACGAAAGCGAAGAAGAGGCAACAGUAAUCGGGUUCGCGGUGCUCACCAUCCGGCUCUCCUGUCUUGGCCACUCGAUCAAUCGGAAGGUGCUGUUUGCAGAACCAUCACCACUCCACGAUCGACCGGAGAGUGCGGUCUGCUAUAUGCUGAACGCUGACGAACCGCUCGUCAAGUGUGUGAAGCUGGACGAUCGGGAUGCGCUACGGGCACAGCUUGCUGGUCCCGUUCCCAGCUUGCUGAGUGUGAACGCCGCGUCGGUGACGGGUGAAACGGAGCAGCGCCAACCGUACGAUGAGUAUGCGGCGGAAAUGAACGGGAACGCGAUCAGCAUUCGGAUCGAGAAGGAUGCAAACAUCGCGAUCAGUAUGGAGGGUGAGGAAAGUGAUCGUGGCUGCACCAAGGGAUGUUGGACCUCGCUCACCCUUCCGGGCGGUGUGUACGGGUUGAAGGAGGAAUACAUCCAGCAGCAGGCCAACGGAUGCCAGCUACCGGUGAUCCGGGGUACCCUCAAGUAUCCGGCCCAUCACUGGUCGGGUGAUUUUAUGCUUGCCAAACGGACAACCCCCGUUACGAUCGAAGACUUUCGGCGUAAACCGAACGAUGCCGACCGAUCGCGCACGGUAGGAUUACAGGCGUGUGCGCCCGAGGGGAACUGUGGUGGGGUUGAGAUGUUCCGGCAUCCCUCCGACGAUCCGCUCGUCGAUGUGUUUGUGUUCAAGUUUGGAAAAGGCAAGCGCUCCUCGGUGGGUGGACGGAACCAGAUCGAGGUAGAGCUCCGGACGCCCAAAUGUCCUACGCGAGAGUUUCGCCCGAAGGCAACGCGCGGUAUCCAGGUGCUCGAAGAUGAGUUUGCGGUGAGCGAGGGAGACCAGUGCCCUGCCAAUCGGACCGGAAAGGAUAAGCCGCUGGUGGCCGGUGAAGGUGGUGAUGCCAAGGGAAAGAAGGCUCCAUCCAAAAUUCCGGCCAAAAAGGGAAAAAAGAAGUGA
Anopheles darlingi is the source of this 1467-nucleotide messenger RNA. RefSeq lists its product as uncharacterized. The transcript is spliced from 2 exons. NCBI's taxonomy places the organism in Eukaryota, Metazoa, Arthropoda, Insecta, Diptera, Culicidae. The record is from RefSeq and is a predicted model, not a curated record. Bases 1 to 1467 code for a protein of 488 amino acids.